AGCAUUAUCUUUUGAAAUAGUUAUAAAAGUUAUUACUUUUAUUGGAAAUUAUGCUAAACAAAAUGGUUUUCCUUUUCCAGCAAGUAUUACUUAUUCAUCUUUACAUAUUCAAUAUUUGGAAGCUAUUGGUAAAGAUCAUCAAUUUAAAGUUGGACUAACAAUAUUUUAUAAAAUUUGGAAAAAAUUUUUAUCACACAUUAAAAAAUUAACUCCACAUAGUGAUUUAUGUUUAAAAUGUAAAGAUAUAAGAUUUAAUGCAAAUUAUUGGUCUAUUAAAGAAAAAGAUAUUAAAGUCUUAGAAUGGCAUAAACAUAUUGAAUAG
Molecule: messenger RNA, 322 nt
Organism: Cetraspora pellucida
Lineage: Eukaryota; Fungi; Glomeromycota; Glomeromycetes; Diversisporales; Gigasporaceae
Source: the annotation of a GenBank genome assembly